UUAUUACAACCGAAUAUCAUGAGGGGGUGCUGACGAGGAUCCAAAGGAAUCCGAUCCAAUUUUGCUUCACCAAAUUUACGUCCAAACUUUCCAUUUCUCAGCUCCCCUCGAUUCUACUCUAUAAAUAGCAGUCCUCAGAACGAAACCCUAAAGCCCCAAUUUUUUUUAUUAUUUCUUCUCUCAUUUUCGUCGAAUUUUGGGUUGAGGAUCAUGAGGGACGAUGGAUCGAAGGUCGAGAUCUCGUUCGCUGGGAGGUUUGCGAGCAGCGCGAUCGCCGCUUGCUUCGCUGAGGUCUGCACCCUUCCCCUGGACACUGCCAAAGUCAGGCUUCAGCUGCAGAAGAAAGCAGUUGUCGAGGAUACACUGGCAUUACCUAAAUACAGAGGGCUGUUGGGAACUGUCGCUACUGUUGCUAGAGAGGAGGGUUUAGCCGCACUCUGGAAGGGCAUUGUUCCGGGAUUACAUCGUCAGUGUAUUAAUGGAGGGUUGAGAAUUGGAUUGUAUGACCCGGUUAAAAAUUUCUAUGUUGGCGAUAAUUUUGUUGGAGAUAUUCCUUUAACCAAGAAAAUACUUGCUGGGCUUACAACUGGCGCACUAGCAAUUGCCGUAGCAAAUCCAACUGAUCUAGUGAAAGUACGACUUCAAGCCGAAGGGAAGCUUGCUCCUGGUGUCCCGAGACGUUAUUCAGGAGCUCUAAGUGCUUAUUCUACAAUAGUCAAGCAGGAAGGAGUGGGUGCUCUAUGGACUGGGGUGGGUCCUAACAUUGCACGGAAUGCUAUAAUAAAUGCUGCAGAGUUGGCCAGCUAUGAUCAAGUGAAAGAGACCAUACUGAAAAUUCCGGGAUUUUCAGACAACGUUUUCACUCACCUUUUAUCUGGUCUUGGGGCUGGUUUUUUUGCUGUCUGCAUUGGCUCCCCUGUCGAUGUGGUUAAGUCAAGAAUGAUGGGAGAUUCUGCCUACAAAAGCACACUCGACUGUUUCGUCAAGACAAUGAAAAAUGAUGGACCAUUGGCUUUUUACAAGGGAUUCAUCCCAAACUUUGCUCGGUUGGGCUCAUGGAACGCGAUUAUGUUUUUGACCUUGGAGCAGGUUAAAAAAUUGUUUGCAAAAGAUGUGCAUGCAUAAAACAUGAGUAUGCAGUGAAGAAUUUAGCGUGCAGCAGAAUAAAAGUUUCCUCGUGGCGAUUUCAUUUGCCAGCAUGAUCUUGGCAGCUCCGACAGAGGGUAUCAUAGUAACUCUUGUGGUAAAACACCGCAACGUGUGUUACGACUUUCUGACAGAUUUGAGGGACCUUAAAUUUACCCCCAACAAAUUAUGGGGAAUACAAGUGAGAAUGGACGCUAUUGUUGUCCAAUCUUGCUUGCUACUGGUAACAUUUACAAAA
Messenger RNA from Asparagus officinalis (garden asparagus), 1384 nucleotides. RefSeq names its product mitochondrial uncoupling protein 1-like. Gene Ontology annotation, cellular component: mitochondrial membrane. The transcript is spliced from 9 exons. Gene Ontology annotation, biological process: mitochondrial transport; mitochondrial transmembrane transport. Lineage: Eukaryota; Viridiplantae; Streptophyta; Magnoliopsida; Asparagales; Asparagaceae. Gene Ontology annotation, molecular function: oxidative phosphorylation uncoupler activity. Bases 211 to 1125 code for a protein of 304 amino acids. The record is from RefSeq and is a predicted model, not a curated record.